UGGUAGUGUUUCAGUUGCAUCGAAUCAAGUGUCUCAUUUGACAGUUCAGCGACUCGAAACGGCGAGAAUCCAGCCGAGAUCUUUGGCACCGUGUGUAGCGCGUCUAUACUUGAGGGGGAAUUUGGUUUGACAGGACAUAUCCGAGCCGCGUCUUUUGUACCAGGACUGUAUCACCGCUUGUCCCCAAAACAGGUGCUCAAGAAAGCAGCGAGUCCGUCACCAUGUUUAAGAAAAAGAGUUCCAAGAAUAGCGUUACUAUCACACCGAAAAAAGCAUCUGCCACAGAGCUGACAGCACUAGUGGAGAGACUGCAGAAGAAUGCUGACAAAGUGGAGAAGACCAUAUAUGACAUAGAGACAAAUCUGAACAAGGAUGUGAAUAAGAUCAAUGAAGGAAAGACGGCGCUCUACCAAGAUGACAUCAACAAGAAGAUCCUGGCUUCCUUGGAUAUUCUGAAGGCCCUAGAUGAGGAUGUUGCGGAAGCAUUUCGCCUGACCCAUCCACAGGCAGAAAUGAUCGAAGACGAUAUAAAGCAGCUGCGAGAACGAGUUCUUAAACUUCGUGAGGAGUACGACAAAAUUUACAACUUCACAUCAGCAACACGCCCAGAAGGGCAUCCUAGUGUCAACUGGAGAAAGAUAAUUGAGGAAAAGCAGGGGAACCUCAGUAACAGGGGAUUUGGGAGUGACUUGCCCACAGUGGAAAGUCAAGUGGAUGAACACAACAUUUUCCAUUGUGAGGUGGAAGCUUUGGCCCCCCACAUAACUGAGAGUGAUGACAAGGAUGAUGCGAACAGUCUGCAGCUGCAAUACAAUAAACUUCUGACCAGCUCUGCAGCCCGGCAGCAGGACCUGAUCAGUUUGAGGGACUACAUGAUGCGCUGCACCAAUGAGCUCUAUUGGAUGGACCAGCAAGCAGAGGAACGCAUCAACUACAACUGGAGUGAUACCAACCUGGACUACCUCUCCCGCCGGAGGCAGUAUGAGAACUUCAUCAGCAAGGCUCUUGAAGACAGGGAGGCCACUGUCACCAAGCUGAGUGAUGAUGGGGAGAAACUGUUAGCUGCAGACCACCCAGGGAGGAAUGUCAUUGAGGCACACAUGGAAGCAGUACAUGCAGACUGGAAGGAAUACCUCAACCUGCUCAUUUGUGAGGAAAACCACCUCAAAAACAUGGAGGAGUACCACAAAUAUUAUAAAGACUCUCGGGACACUGAGGACUUGCUGAAGAAACUGGAGACUGACCUGAACCAGAAGUACAACCCUGAGUUCAAAGAUAUGUACCAAAUGGAGGGUCUGAUCAGUGACUUGGAUGACCAGAUGAAGGCCAUAGAUCACUAUGACGACAGAGUGAAAGCCCUUCAGAAGCGCAGCCUGCAGGUGCUCCCUCUGAAGCUCCGCAGAGAGGCUCCCCAGAAGCCCCUCCCUGUGGAGGCCUUGUGCGACUUUUACACCGCAGAGGGGCAAAUUGUCCGUGGAGAGCGAUACACCCUUCUCAAGCAUGAUGGAAUAAAAUGGAAUGUGCAAGAUUCAACUGGACGUAAAAUCUCUGCCCCUGCAGUGUGCUUCAUUAUCCCCCCUACUGACCCUGAAGCCAUCUCUGUUUCUGAAAACCUUGCUAACCAGCAGAAGACUAUCAAGCAAAAGGCCACCAGCAGCAAGGGAACACUCCUGACAAGACUGGAAGAACUCAAGAAAGAAGUCACCAGUGAUAAGGAAGAACAACAGUGUCGCCUGCUGAUGGCUUGCCUUGAAAAAGUGACCAAUGAUCUGGACAAACAAGAGAAAGCCAUUUACAAUUGUGUGCGCCCCCCAUUGGAGCAGAACCGUUCACUCCAGGACAGUGCAGAUCGACUGCAAGAGCUGAAGGAAAUUAAGGCUGUCGUUCAGAAAAUUGAGCCUGAAAAAACAUCCAGAGUACGUGAAGCAGAGACAUUCCUAACUGCUAACUCCAAAUGCGCCAGUGCCCCCCAACUCUUCACCAAAGUGGAUGAGGCCAAAAACAAAUACGACAAGGUCAACUUGUUGCUGACAUGCUCAGAGGACAAACUUGUGAAUUCCAACCAUCUAGAGAGCUCCCUGAAAAAUGGAAAGAAUGUGUUGUCCACUUUUGAGAAUACUCUGGCCAGGGAGGAAGUUGCCCCAUCAGAUCUGAGUGCCCUGGAAAAAACACAACAAGAUCUGUUGGAACUCUCCAAUGAGCUGAAAUCAAAAAAACCCACCAUUUCAGAGGCAGAGCAGAACCUCAGGGCUGCCAAGGUCAGCUGUGAGAACAUGGCCAACAAGCUGCAGGAGCAUUGUCCUGAUAUUGAAAGACAAGAAGCCGAGGUCCACAAACUUAGCACACGCUUUGACAACCUCAACAGGCAGAUCGAUGCCAGGGCCCAGAGUCUACAACGAGCCAAGACUGCAUAUGUCAGCUAUCGAAAUGAUUAUGACAGUCUGAAUAACUGGCUUUCCCGAGUGCCAAACUAUGAACCACAGGAGGAUGAUGAUGUCAAACAAGUGGAGGCAAAACUGAAAAACCAAAGAAAUCUGCUGUCUGAUAUUGCACGGAAGGAGGUGGACUUGAACAAUGUCUCAGUAAAUGCACAGAUAUACCAGCAAGCAGUCAAGGAUUAUGAAACUGAAACAGAGAAAUUUAAAUCAAUUCUUGACUUUGAGGAUGGCUUAGUCCCACAGACAUACAAAAGAAGCCGACUUGAGUCCCCAGCUAUACAUGUAAAAAAUGAGGAAUCUGCCAUUGAAGCAAAGUUCACAGAAGUCAAUGCUGUAAACAAGCAGAGGCUGCAGAAUCUUGAGUAUGCACAAAGUCUUUUGAAUCAGCAACAAGAGGUUCCCAUAGCAGUGCAGAAUGUCCAGUCUGUGAGCUCAGCAGCACCGGGUGAGGAAGCAUGGAGGGUGAAGAAGCAGUUGGAAGAUGAGAUUCAGCGGAGACAGCAACUUGAGAAAGAGAUUCAAACUAUUCAGAGUGAUAUUUACGUCCUGGAGGGUCAAAAACCACAAGACACUGUAGUCAAAAAGGAAGUGAUUAAGAAGGUUCCUGACCCACAGCUGGAUGAAGAGCUCCACAAAAUCCAGCAGAAGCUCUCUGAGGAACAGAGAACAAACCGAGGCCUAGAGAACGAACUUGAGGUGCUUUGCCUAAAACUGCGUGGGAUAGAAAGAGAGAAGAGGGAAGAAGCACAGCAGUUUACAAUAAAAGAGGUACUCCGCAUUGAAAAAGACAAGGGACAAGAGGAGGAGGUUAGAAGGCUGAAAGACGAGUUGGAAGAGCUGAAGAGACAGAGGACCAUAAAAGAGAAUGAAAUCAUCCAAAUUCGGAGUCAAGUUGCCACACUGGCCCAGGAGAAGUCCAAGGAGCAGGAAGUAAUCACAGAGGAAGAGGUCAUCAAGGUUAAAAAUGACCCACAGCUUGAGAGCGAAUACAGACUACUGCUGGAGAGCAAACAAAAAGAAAUAGAUAGCAGAAAACACCUGGAAGAUGAGCUCACAUUCUUACAGGAAAAACUAAGAAGGCUGGAGAAGGAAAAGGCUAUGGCUGAGGAAAAGAUUUCCAUAAAAGAAGUACUUAAAGUAGAAAAAGACAUGACAUUGCAAAGAGAAGUGGAAAACCUCAGACAGCACCAUGAAGAUGAGAAAGCAAAACGGAGAUCAUCACAAAGGGAGAAAUCUGAUCUUCAGAGGAAGAUUUCAAGCUUGGAGGAAGAGAAAUCAAAGGUCAUUAUUCAGGAGAAACUGCGUGAGAUUGUUAGGCCUGACCCAAAGGCUGAACAAGAAGUGGCCAAUCUUCGUCUUGACCUGGUGGAACAACAAAGAAGAUACAGGGAUGCAGAACUUCAGCUGAAAACACUCCAACAAGAACUGAAUGCGCUGAAAAACCGAGGACCUCAGAUAGAAAUCAAGGAAAUCAUCAAAGAAGUAAUCAAAUACAAGACAGACCCACAGACCGAAAAGGAACUGGAAACUCUCAGGAAUGAAAUUGUUGACAAGUCCCACCACACAGAAAGGGCUGAGAUGGAGAUACGGCAACUGAAGGAGGAGAUUCAGAGGUGGAAGGACACCAAACCACAGAUACAGACUAAAGAGGUUGUAAACGAGGUCCUUCAGUAUCGCGAGGAUCCCAGAACCAAGGAGGAGGUGGAGACCCUCAAAAGAAAACUGGCAGAAGAGCAGAAGAAGCGUUUGGACCUGGAGAGGGAGAGGUCAGCCAAUGAGGAAAAGAUCCGGCUGAGGAAGAUUGACCUUUCACAGGUGAGAAAGAAAGUGGUUGAGAAAGAAGUUGUGAAAAUGGAAGAAGACCCACUUUUGAAAUCCGAAUGCCAAACAUUCUCUCAGAAUAUAAAUCAUGAGCAGAGACAGAAGGACGUUCUGAGAGAUGAACUUGCGAAGCUCCAGCGUCAAAAAGCUGAUCUAGAAACUCAGCUUGAGGAGCUUGAGCGUGAGCGAAGGGCACGGCGAGAGGCGGAGCUGGAGAUCCAGAGACUAAAAGUCCGGCUCAAUGAGCUGGAAGUCAGGGACAAGGAAACAAGGGAAAAGGUAACUAUGAAGCAAAUGGUGGUCCUCCAGCAAGACCCCCAGCAAGAAAAGGAACAUUCCAUCCUCAAAUUGCAAGUAGAAGAGGAGAGGCACAGACGAAUGCUGCUUGAGGAAGAGCUGAAUGCCUUAUUAAAACAGCAGGCAACUCUGGAGAAAAGGCAGGUGCAAGAAAAAAUAGUACGCUCUGAAAAAGUUCAAGUGGAGAAAGACCCUGAGACACUUUUGGAGAUAGAAAGGCUCAAGAAAAGUUUGGAGGAGGAAACAACUCGUCGCCAUAAACUGGACCAGCAACUAAAAGACAUUAAUUACAAUAUAUCUGAAAUGGAGCUCACCAACACAAAGUCUUUGAAGGAGCUGGAACAAGUCAGAGAUGAAAGCAACAAGAUGCAAAGGGAAAACCAACGACUGCAGAGUGAAAUCAGGAAACUUCAGUCAGAGAUCCAAAUCACAGUAAAAGAAACCAAGCAUAUCACAGAGUCUGCUCCAUUUGAGAAUGGAAAGAACCUUGAAUUAAGACUUGCUUCACUUCAAAAAGAGCUUUCAGACCUAAGAAUGAUCACAAAACAAAAAGAUCAAGAAAUUGAGACACUCAACAAUAAUUUAGCUGCAAUGAGAAUCAAGAGGGAACAGAGGGAGAGUCAUCUCCGACGUUCCAUCAUCGUCAUUGACCCAGACACAGGCAAGGAAAUGAAACCAGAAGAGGCAUACAAAUUGGGACUCAUUGACUGGAAAAUGUUCGUCAACCUCCAAAGCCAGGAGUGCGACUGGGAGGAGAUCUCAGUCAAGGGUCCCAGUGGAGAGUCGUCAGUUCUUCAUGACAGAAAGUCAGGCCAGAAGUUCUCCAUUGAAGAUGCAUUAAAAGCUGGCAUCAUUACACACCAUCAAUUGCAGCAGUACCACAAUAAAGAAAUCACCAUCCAGGAAUUUGGCAUCAUGGUAUCCGGCAGAAGCAAAUGAGAAUCCAAAGCAAAUUUUGUUGAUUCUAAAUGUAUUGAUAUCCUUAUGGACUUGCAUCGGUUUUCUGUUUUGCUUUGUUUUUACUGUGUUCUAUCAGGAUUGAAGGGAAAUCUACUUGGGUAUUUACAGAUUAAAUCUAUUUGGAAGAUGGGUCUUUUUCUUGGAGGGCUUAAACAAGAUUAUUUCAUAGUAAUACUAUAAAAAAGUCUUUAGUCUAGUAUUUUUUCACUGCAGCAUAACCCUUAACAGAAAUUUGCUGUCAGAUUUAUGUGACAAUAAAGCCUUUUGGCAUACUGUCUUAUUAGUGCUCUAUGUUCUGAGAGAAAAAAUCUUUAACAUAUUCAUAAAUGGA
Messenger RNA from Megalops cyprinoides (Indo-Pacific tarpon), 5847 nucleotides. RefSeq names its product periplakin-like. Gene Ontology annotation, molecular function: structural molecule activity; cadherin binding. The record is from RefSeq and is a predicted model, not a curated record. Gene Ontology annotation, biological process: intermediate filament cytoskeleton organization; wound healing. NCBI's taxonomy places the organism in Eukaryota, Metazoa, Chordata, Actinopteri, Elopiformes, Megalopidae. The coding region runs from base 222 to 5495 and encodes 1757 amino acids. The transcript is spliced from 22 exons. Gene Ontology annotation, cellular component: intermediate filament; cytoplasm; cytoskeleton.